Messenger RNA from Miscanthus lutarioriparius, 1407 nucleotides. The record is from the annotation of a GenBank genome assembly. NCBI's taxonomy places the organism in Eukaryota, Viridiplantae, Streptophyta, Magnoliopsida, Poales, Poaceae.
AUGACGGCCUUAGCUGGCACACCCGGUGGCAUUGAUGCCACACGCCAGCUGUUUGAGGGAAUGCACCUGAGAAAUUGGGUGUCAUGGAAUGUCAUGAUUAAUGGGUACGUCAAGGCGAAGCGGCCUGAGCAGGCACUGGAGGUGGUCCGGUGGAUGGCAGGGGUAGGAGUGAGGGGGACGGCGACAACCAUAGUCGGGGCAGCCACGGCGUGUGCUAGGCUGGGGAGGCUAGGGGCUGGGAGGGAGGUGCACUGUGUGUUCCUGCGCCGUUUUGAGGAUGAUAACCUGUUGGUUUGGACUGCAUUGAUUGAUAUGUAUGGCAAGUGUCGGAGGGUUGGGGUUGCAAGGAAGUUGUUUGACCGGCUCAGAAUGAGGAACCUGGUAUGCUGGAACGCGAUGAUCAUAGGGCACUGUGUGUAUGGUGAACCUGGUGACGGGAUCAAACUAUUCCAGCAUAUGAUCACACCAGGGAAUGUGCAGCCAGAUGGAGUCACUUUCAUUGGUGUUCUCUGCGCCUGUGCCCGUUUAGGCCUCUUGGAAGACGGAAGGGCAUAUUUUGAGCAGAUGAGCACCGUGUACAACCUCAAGCCGACAUUUGCACACUACUGGUGCAUGGCCAAUCUGUAUGGGAGUGUUGGGCUUCUGGAAGAAGCCGAGGGCCUCUUAAAGAGUAUACCAGAGGAUCUGAAGGCACGGGCAUUGGGUGGUUUGCUUGGGCUGUGUCGGUUCCGGGGGGAUUGGAGACUUGGGGAACGGAUAGCUCUCAGGUUGAUUGAGCUUGAACCAAGCAACAAUGCUCACUAUGCACUGCUUUGCAAUGUGUACGCUGCUGUAGGGAGAUGGGAAGAAGUUCACAGGGUGAAGGCUAUCAUGAAAGAGAGAGAUGAGAGGUUCAGGCCUGGACAUCGUCUGGUGAACUUAAAUGAGAUUGUUGAUGAAUUCAAAAUUAGGGAGAGGCAUCCUGAGAAUCAGGAGAUAUAUGCCAUCAUGGACGACUUGGCGUCAAGGCUGAAGCUUGAUUGUAAAGAAAAGGAGCAAAGUAUUCAGCCUGUCAGGAACUAUGGUACUAUAGUCAUCAUAGGUAACAAGUCUAGUGCUUCUGUCCUGCUGGAUGAUCACCUGAAGAAAAUUCCAGAGAAUGUUGGGCUGGUGUAUCUUCUAGAAAGAGAAUGGUGGGAUUCUACAGCAAACUGGGAACAUGUUCUGUCAUUAGGAGAGCAAAGGAGGCUUGUGAUGGCUCAUUGUUUUUCCAUCAUCCUAUCUCCUAAGUUUGGUAUCCUCAUCGAGUGCAUCAAUGCUACUACUGUUGAUGUUGAAGAACAUAUGUACAGGCUUGCAACUAACAUGGGCACACCUGUGGUCACUUCCUCACAAGUAAUUAUUUGGACAAUCCCUGCGAUGGCAUAA